This is a messenger RNA of Dibothriocephalus latus, 1038 nucleotides long. NCBI's taxonomy places the organism in Eukaryota, Metazoa, Platyhelminthes, Cestoda, Diphyllobothriidea, Diphyllobothriidae. The record is from the annotation of a GenBank genome assembly.
AUGAAUUUCGAGAAUAUCAAGACUGACUCGCCCGAACAGAUACUCAUGGACAUUCGCGAGGAGAAGACAACCUAUGCGGACGUCUUCCUAACCCUGUUCAAGAAUGGUGUCGACAAGGGGAAAAUAUUUUAUCGGCUGAAGAUGAACUACUUCCUCCCCGACCCGGGCCAACUUAUAUAUACGCACUUUCCGCAUGACACUGAAUGGCAACUCCUACAUGAACCAAUCACUCUGAAGGAAUUUCAGUCGUUCCCAUUCGUACGAAUCUCCUUCUUCAAGUACAAUCUCAGCAUGCACUCCCACUGCAAGGCUGUAGUCGAGUCCACCGACCCAGAGAUUCGUAUUCUGCUGGGAUUUCCAUCGGGUAGCGAAAAGUCCCUCUCUUUCUCCACUCAGCUUACGUUUGACGACCAGGACUCCACUGAAAAUUAUAACAGCAUUCCUCUAAAACGCUAUGUCCGCCAUGAGGUUCUGAAGAAGAAGAGUCGUUUGGCCAUCUACGUACGCCCACCGAAGCCAGGCGCUUAUAUACUCUCCAUCUCCGUCAAGCGCACGCAGAAUGAAGUUGCUAUCGCCACCGAAGCCUCCGGAAGUGUGGACAAUCGGUAUGAAGAUGUGUGCGAGUACGGUCUGAUGGCGAAGAUUUCACCCAAAGCCUGCCUUCCACCUUUUCCACACGAGGACUCUGGUGGAUACGGCCAAAUGGAGCAUGCAAAGCGGUUCAACAUCCGGGCUGUCUGCAGGGAUGCCACUGUUCGAGCUACUCAGGGAACUGUGGAACUACGCUUCACCAACAAAGAUCCGAGUCAACCUCUUCCCAGGCUGAUGGGUGAACUCAAAUCCACGGCGUUUUCGGAGGAGGCCAUGAAACACUGCAUCGUCCAACGUCCCCUCUCAAACAAUAAGGAAUUCGCUUUCUCAAUUUUCCUGCCCGACGCCGGCGAGUACAACCUAAAAGUCUAUGCAAACGACCCAAAACGAGAUGGCGGCACCUUCUUCCUGGUGAGUGCCUUGUUUUUCGAAGGAUGGAAGAGGUGA